This is a messenger RNA of Brassica oleracea var. oleracea, 2322 nucleotides long. Its product is annotated as amino acid permease 8-like. Bases 1 to 1470 code for a protein of 489 amino acids. The transcript has 6 exons. Lineage: Eukaryota; Viridiplantae; Streptophyta; Magnoliopsida; Brassicales; Brassicaceae. The record is from RefSeq and is a predicted model, not a curated record. Gene Ontology annotation, cellular component: plasma membrane.
AUGCUUUUGUAUAUCUCAUUACUCUCUUCCUCAGUUUCUCCUCUCAAUAUGAAAAGCUUUGACACGAGCUCAGCGGUUGAAUCCGGUACCGUCGCCGGGAAUAACGUCGACGAUGAUGGUGGGGAGAAGAGAACGGGGACGUUGAUGACGGCGAGUGCGCACAUAAUCACGGCUGUGAUAGGUUCCGGAGUCUUGUCGUUGGCUUGGGCAAUAGCACAACUUGGUUGGGUGGCAGGGACAGUGCUUUUGGUAAGCUUUGCCGUCGUAGUUAAUUACACAUCCAGAAUGCUCGCCGACUGUUAUAGGUCUCCGGACGCAGGAACACGCAACAAUACUUACAUGGACGUCGUUAGAGCUUACCUCGGCGGUAGGAAAGUGCAGCUAUGUGGGCUAGCACAAUACGGGAGUCUAGUAGGGAUGACUAUUGGUUACACCAUCACUGCCUCCAUAAGCUUCGUAGCGAUUGGGAAAGCAAAUUGUUUUCAUGACAAGGGACAUGGAGCGAAGUGUUCAGUAUCAAAUUAUCCAGCCAUGGCGGCGUUUGGAAUCAUCCAGAUUGUUCUAAGUCAGAUUCCUAAUUUUCACAAGCUCUCUUUUCUCUCCAUUAUCGCCGCGGUUAUGUCCUUCUCUUAUUCAUCUAUCGGAACUGGCUUAGCCUUGGCCGAUCUGGCAAGUGGGAAGGUUGGUAAGACGGAACUGACAGGCACGGUGGUUGGAGUGGACGUAACUGCGUCUGACAAGUUAUGGAAGUCAUUCCAAGCGGCUGGAAACAUUGCCUUUUCAUACGCUUAUUCCGUUGUCCUUGUUGAGAUUCAGGAUACACUGAGUUCAAGCCCACCAGAGAACAUAGUCAUGAAAAAAGCAAGCCUUGUCGGAGUCUCGACUGCAACUGCUUUCUACAUCUUAUGUGCUUGCAUGGGAUAUGCUACAUUUGGAAGCCAAGCCCCUGGAGACCUCCUUACUGACUUUGGUUUUUAUGAACCUUACUGGCUCAUCGAUUUUGCCAAUGCUUGCAUCGCUGUCCACCUAAUCGGAGCUUAUCAGGUGAUUGCACAACCAAUUUUCCAGUUUGUUGAGAAGAAAUGCAACAAAGCAUGGCCAAAGAGCAAUUUCAUCACCAAAGAACAUUCAAUGAACAUACCAUUGCUUGGAAAAUGUCGCAUCAACUUCUUCAGACUGGUGUGGAGGACAAUCUAUGUGAUUUUCUCAACAGUUAUAGCAAUGAUAUUCCCCUUCUUCAACGCGGUCUUGGGCCUUAUCGGGGCAGUCGCAUUCUGGCCGCUAACAGUUUACUUCCCAGUGGAGAUGCACAUCUCGCAGAAAAAGAUUAAGAAGUAUACUAUGAGAUGGAUAGGGUUGAAACUCCUUGUAUUGGUUUGUUUGAUUGUUUCGCUCCUAGCUGCAGUAGGAUCCAUCGUCGGCUUGAUAAGUAGUGUCAAGGCAUACAAGCCUUUCCACAAUUUGGAUUAGUUACUUGUUACCUAAGCUAUUUGAAUACAUAGUUAAUAACGAACUAUGUACAAUGAGUAUGGAAGAACAAAUGAAUACAUAGUUAAUGAUGCACUUGUACCAGACCGAAGGACAUCAAACCGAAAUCGCAUUCCAAACCGGAAGUAUUUUCCUUAACUUUUAUUCAUAAGUUUAGUCAUUUCUUGUGUUUCACGUUAGUUAAUAAGAAGAGUGCUUGGUCUUCCUUGAGAUAAGGAACCACCUCUUCCACUUUCCCAUUUCCAGUUUUGUAGGAGUUGAGCUCCAUUUCCCUUGUUGUUAUCUCUAUUUAAUCAAUGAAAAAGACAAAAAGAGGUAGUCUUAUCUACCCAAAAAUACUCGUGUAUUGUUUACAACAAAACUCUUGCUUUGAAGAGGGACCAAGGUAACAUUUGGUAUCAGAGCACUUUUGCCGUAACUUGAAGUCUAUUAAAGUUAUGGCAAGCAACAAGGAACGAUUGUCUGAUCUGGAAACUGGACUCGGCAUGGUCUAGGAUGAGGUAUCGAAGCUCAACGAAGGAUUCGAUACGAGAUUCCGGAGUAUGGAGGACUCUUUGCGACAGAUGCUCAACGAAGCCGUGAUUAGCAUCCGUGAAGGGGGCUCAAACACACCGAUCGGGAGCCAUCGACCGGAAGGAGCCCAACCAUCCGUCUCCGUUACGCGCGAUCUGGCGCAGCGUAUCAACGGUAACUCAGCUCAAAUCUAAAGAUUUAGGUUAAAUCUUUAGAGACCUGGCUACUUGAAUCGAAGAACUUAAUCAAAUUCGAUACAAGGCUCUCGUAUUGACGACAUAAUCGAAUCAAUGCAAGGCUUUAGAGAAACUCUAGUUUAUU